AUGGCUGCUACAUCUGCUGCAGUGCUAAGUGGGUUGGGAUCAGCCUUCUUGACUGGAGGAAAGAAUAGCCAAACCUUGUUGUCUGCACCCAUUUCAGCUAGAGUUGGUGGUUCUGGCUCUCCCAGGAGGUUCAUGGUGGCGGCUGCUGCUCCCAAAAAGUCUUGGCUUCCUGGUGUUAAAGCUGGUGGCAACCUCGUCGACCCUGAGUGGCUUGAUGGCUCGCUUCCAGGUGACUUUGGUUUUGACCCACUAGGCUUAGGCAAAGAUCCAGCAUUCCUUAGGUGGUACAGAGAGGCUGAGCUCAUCCAUGGCCGGUGGGCGAUGGCCGCGGUCGUUGGUAUCUUCGUCGGUCAGGCGUGGAGCGGCAUCCCGUGGUUUGAGGCUGGUGCCGACCCCAGUGCCAUUGCACCCUUCUCCUUCGGGUCUCUCCUCGGCACCCAACUCCUCCUCAUGGGAUGGGUUGAGAGCAAAAGGUGGGUUGAUUUCUUCAACCCCGAGUCACAGUCUGUGGAAUGGGCUACUCCAUGGUCAAGAACUGCUGAAAACUUUGCUAAUGCAACCGGCGAGCAAGGCUACCCCGGCGGCAAAUUCUUCGACCCACUGUCCCUUGCCGGAACAAUCAAGGAUGGCGUUUACAUUCCCGACACCGAGAAGCUUGAGAGACUGAAGCUGGCAGAGAUCAAGCAUGCAAGACUUGCAAUGUUGGCAAUGCUAAUUUUCUACUUUGAGGCUGGGCAAGGAAAGACACCCCUUGGAGCUCUUGGUUUGUAA
Messenger RNA from Ilex paraguariensis (yerba mate), 771 nucleotides. Lineage: Eukaryota; Viridiplantae; Streptophyta; Magnoliopsida; Aquifoliales; Aquifoliaceae. The record is from the annotation of a GenBank genome assembly.